Molecule: messenger RNA, 1359 nt
Organism: Trichomonas vaginalis G3
Lineage: Eukaryota; Parabasalia; Trichomonadida; Trichomonadidae
Product: protein ubiquitination
Exons: 1
Coding region: 1-1359 (452 amino acids)
Molecular function (GO): protein binding
Source: RefSeq, a predicted model, not a curated record
AUGUUCAAAGAAUAUGGAAUUCCUUGCAAUGAGGAGGUAAUUGAAGAAUGUAAAGAUCUUACCAUGGAUGUUUAUGAAAAAAACACAAUUAGCAGAGCAAUUAUGGAAAAUGACUUACAAACAUUUAUAAAAUUCACUGAACUAGAAGACUUUGAUGUAAAUCAGCAGUUGCGUAGCAUUUUCUAUUAUCUACCUAUGACUUUACUUGAAUUAUGUUGCUAUCACGGAUCUGUUGAUUGCUUUAAGUUGUUACUAAGUAAAUUCCACUUAGAAUUCAAAUUUAAAUGCCUUGGUUAUUCAUUUUUGAGUGGAAAACCAGAAAUCAUCAAUGAAUGCUUGAAGUAUUCACUUCCAAACGAUAAAUUUGUAUAUGAUCAUUGUAUGAGAUGUGCAAUUGUAUCUCAUAACAUUGAUUUUGUUUCAUUUCUAAUGAAUGAAUACAAUAUACAUGUAAACUUAUAUGAGUGUCCAAUAUUCAAUAAUAUUCAAGCAUUUUUAGUGUACUUGGACCAAACAAAAAAUAUCGACGAAUGUUUUGUAGAAUCACCUGCUUUUGAUUGUCUUCCUCUUUGUGAAUAUUUCUUAUCAAAAGGAGCAGAUAUCAAUGCAAAAAAUAUAUUAGGAGAUACAUGUCUUUUUACUGCAGCCAUGUAUGGUGGUGCACAGCGUAUAGAGUUUUUAAUUUCUCAUGGAGCGGAUAUCAAUGCAAGGGAUGAUGAACAGAAUACUCCACUUUUCAAAGCAGCAGUUUCAAAUAAUAAAGAGGCAGUAGAAUGUUUACUUGCUCAUGGAGCUGAUGUAAAUACAAUAAAUUCCUUUGGAGAAAAUCCUCUGCUUUAUUCAUUUAAAUCUAACAACAAGGAACUUGCAGCAGAAAUUGCAGAAAUUUUCAUUUCCAAUGGGAUAGAUUUCAAUUUAAAGAAUGAAGAAGGAAUGACAGCCUUUCAUGAUGCAGCAGCACUAUCCCACAAAAAUACACUCGAGUUACUUAUGUCACAUGGUGUUGAUAUUUCAUCAAAGAGCAGUGAUGGAAAAACCGCAUUUCAUUACGCUACAAUUACUAAUGCUAGAGAUUCAUAUGAAUUUCUAGUAUCAUGUGGCAUUGAUGUCAAUGCAAAAGAUAAUGAUGGAAAUACACCCAUUCAUUGUGCUACACUUGAGAAUCACGGAAUGUUUCUUCUUGUCACAUCUUUUUUGAGUGACAAAAGUUCAAAAAUCCAAAAAACAUUCAAAUAUUUGAUUUCUCAUGGUGCAGAUAUCAACGCAAAAAACAAUCAAGGAAAAACAGCUCUUCAGUUGGCCAGAGAUCAAAACAAUACAUUUAUGGAAAAUAUUCUUAAAUCGCUUGGUGCUGAGUAA